Molecule: messenger RNA, 3844 nt
Organism: Polyodon spathula (Mississippi paddlefish)
Lineage: Eukaryota; Metazoa; Chordata; Actinopteri; Acipenseriformes; Polyodontidae
Product: ubiquitin-like modifier-activating enzyme 6
Exons: 33
Coding region: 120-3188 (1022 amino acids)
Biological process (GO): protein sumoylation
Cellular component (GO): cytoplasm; SUMO activating enzyme complex
Molecular function (GO): SUMO activating enzyme activity
Source: RefSeq, a predicted model, not a curated record
GUUCACGUGAUCAGACCCACUUGUAAACCGGAAUUAAUUGUGAUCUCCAGUCAUUCAUUCACUGACUGUAAUCUCCAACACUGACAGAAUUGCAUUGAAGGAAAACAGCAUACCAAACUAUGGCUGCAGAUUCUAUGGAAAUUGAUGAUACAUUGUACAGCCGUCAACGCUAUGUACUGGGUGAUAGCGCAAUGCAGCAGAUGGCACAGUCUCAUGUGUUUCUCAGUGGGAUGGGAGGGCUAGGUGUAGAGAUGGCGAAGAAUAUUGUACUUGCAGGAGUAAAGGCAUUGACUGUUCACGAUACAAAGAAAUGUGAAACCUGGGAUCUCGGAGUUAACUUUUUUAUUCGUGAAGAUGAUGUUCUGAACCAGAGGAAAAGAGUGGAAACUGUUUAUCCUCGCAUUGCUGAGUUAAAUCCAUAUGUCCAAGUCAACAUGUCAACUGCACCCAUUGACACAACAGCUGAUCUGUCGUUCUUAAAGCAGUAUCAGUGCGUGAUCCUAACUGAAACCAGGCUUUCUCUCCAAAAGAAGAUUAAUGAAUUUUGCCAUUCACAACAGCCUCCAAUUAAGUUCAUCAGCACUGAUGUAUACGGGAUUUGCUCUCGUGUGUUCUGUGAUUUUGGAGAACAGUUUGAAGUCUCUGAUCCCACCGGAGAAGAACCUAAAGAAAUCUUUGUGCAGAGUAUAACACAGUCAAACCCUGGUGUGGUAACCUGCAUGGACAAUAGCAAUCAUGGACUUCAGUCAGGACAGCUUGUCACCUUUCGGGAAGUCAACGGGAUGUCCAAAUUAAAUGGAACUACUCGCCAAAUAACAGCACUGUCACCCUAUACCUUCAGUAUUGGGGAUACAUCACACUUGGAAGCAUACACCCAUGGAGGAAUCAUUGUUCAGAUAAAAUCCCCCAAGACUUUCUGCUUUGAAAAAAUGGAGAAGCAGCUUUCUGACCCAAGUUGCCUUAUAGUAGAUUUCAGCAAGCCUGAGGCCCCUCUACAGAUUCAUGCAGCCUUGUUAGCUAUGGACAUGUUUCAAGAGCAGCACCAGCGCAUGCCAGGCAUCGGGUGUCUUCAAGAUGCAGAGCUAUUAUUAAAGCUGACAGAAGAAGUCAAUACAACUCUGGUAAACAAAGCCGAUGUUAACGAAGACCUUGUGAAAUGGGUGUCCAGGACAGCGAGAGGCUCUUUGCCCCCUCUUGCUGCUGCAGUAGGUGGAAUUGCAAGUCAAGAAGUCUUGAAAGCACUAACAGGCAAAUUUGCUCCGUUACAGCAGUGGUUCUAUUUUGAUGCACUAGAAGUAGUGAAGGCCCUCGAGACAACCACAUGUGAAGAGUUCUUCCCAAGAGGAGAUAGAUACGAUGCCCUACGUGCCUGCAUAGGGGAAACCAUGUGCCAAAAACUACACCAGCUGAAAGUGUUCAUAGUUGGAUGUGGUGCGAUUGGCUGUGAAAUGCUGAAGAAUUUUGCACUUCUUGGUGUUGGUCUUGGCAGCAGCUCAGGAACGAUUGCUGUUACAGAUCCAGAUUUAAUUGAAAAGUCUAACUUGAACAGGCAAUUUCUUUUCAGACCUCAUCAUAUACAGAAACCAAAAAGUUGUACAGCUGCGGCUGCAACCUUGGAAAUCAACCCACAGAUAAAGAUUGAUGCCCACCUUAAUAAAGUGUGUCCAGCCACUGAAAAUAUUUAUAAUGACGAGUUUUACACCAGACUGGAUGUCGUUGUAACAGCACUUGAUAAUGUAGAAGCCCGGCGAUAUAUUGACAGCCGGAGUGUAUCCAACCAGAGGCCUCUGCUGGACUCUGGGACUAUGGGAACAAAAGGACACACUGAAAUCAUUGUACCGAAUCUGACAGAAUCUUAUAACAGCCAUAGAGAUCCCCCUGAAGAAGAAAUUCCUUUCUGUACGUUGAAAUCUUUCCCAGCAGUCAUUGAACACACAAUACAGUGGGCGAGAGAUAAGUUUGAAAGUUCUUUUACACACAAGCCUUCAAUCUAUAACAAGUUUUGGCAGAUCUAUUCAUCUGCAGAGGAGGUGCUGCAGAGAAUGCAGUCCAGAGAGAGCUUGGAGGGAUCUUUUCAGGUUGUCAAAUUACUCAGUAGAAGACCUACACACUGGUCACAAUGUGUUACACUGGCAAGAUUGAAGUUUGAAAAAUAUUUUAAAAGAAAGGCUGUUCAACUGCUGCAUUCAUUUCCUCUUGACACAAAGCUAAAAGAUGGGAGCUUAUUUUGGCAAUCUCCAAAAAGACCACCUUCUCCAAUAUCGUUUGACAUGACUGAUCCAUUGCACUUAAAUUUUAUAGUGAGCGCAGCAAGACUUUUUGCAUCAGUUUAUAACAUCUCUUACACAGCAAAGGACUUGUCACAUGAAACCAUCUUUCAAAUAGUUUCAGAUGUAAAGAUUCCAGAAUACAAGCCUUCUGAAAAAAAGAUUGAAACAGACGAAAGUGCAAGGAAGUCUGAUCAGACCAAGCUGGCAGUGAGUAGUGAAGAAGAGAGGGAAGCCAUCAGUCAAUUGGAAAAAGCCAUCGCUGUGGCUGCAGUCACAAAAGAUCACCUCCAGAUGACGCCAGUCUCCUUUGAGAAAGAUGAUGACAGAAAUGGACACAUAGACUUUAUAACAGCUGCCUCCAACCUGCGAGCCAGGGUGUAUAACAUAGAGGCAGCAGACAGACUAAAGACCAAGAGAAUUGCUGGAAAGAUCAUCCCUGCCAUAGCAACAUCCACUGCAGCUGUGUCUGGAUUGGUGGGACUUGAGCUGAUAAAAGUCGUUGGAGGAUACAGUUUUGAUUCUUUUAAAAACUGCUUUUUUAACCUAGCAAUUCCAAUUAUUGUUUUUACUGAAACAGCUGAAGUGAAGAGAACACAGAUACGAGAUGGAAUAUCCUUUUCUAUCUGGGACAGAUGGACAAUUUAUGGGAAAGAAGAUCUGACACUCUCAGAUUUUAUAAAUGCUGUCAGGGAAAAAUAUGGGAUCGAGCCCACCAUGGUGGUACAUGGAGUUAAAAUGUUAUAUGUCCCAGUUAUGCCAGGGCACAACAAGAGACUUAAGAUCACGAUGCAAAAACUCAUCAAACCCUCCUCUGAGAAGAGGUACGUAGACCUAACUGUGUCUUUUGCAUCUGAAACGGAUGGAGAUGAAGACUUGCCAGGUCCUCCAGUGAGAUACUACUUCUGCCAGGACAACUGAACCACUUGUCAACCCUGCAGGCAAGGACCACUAACAUAUAGACUGCAGUAUAGCAUUCUUCUGUAAAUACUUUUAUAUUUUACUGCAUAGCUUUAUAUGCAGCUGCCUUAAUGUGUGUUUAACAACAGACUUGCGAAAUUAUGAAUUUAUUGAUUUCACUUUGUAAAUGGCUUGGUUCAAACUGUUCAUCCUGAAACAUAUUUCAUUGUACUUUUAAGUGCAGUCUUUCACAUUCAUUGUAUCUGAAUCAUCCGAACACCAAAGAUUUUUAGAAAUGUUGAACUGUGAUCUCACAAUAAACACUGAAAAUGGAAAAUGGGAUAUUCUUGUUUUUUAUUUUUUAAUGUGAACAUUUUACUAGUGGCGAUAUCAGCUGAUCAUGGCAAGCACCGGUCUUAUUUUCUUUGUUGAUCUUUAUUUCUAGAAGCCACCAGUGUACAUUAUUUAAUAUAUUUUUUUUGUUAAUAUGUUAUACAGUAGUUUGGGAUAAACCCUCACAACACAUUGAAUCAGAAUAACUUUGUAACGAUAAUUAAGUGACAUAACAUAAUGAACAUUAAGUGCCCACCACCUGGCAAUAUAACCUGGGGUUGUAUUUUUCACUGCCCCUUCCCCCAGGGCCCUGCAUUGCGCAAUAGUUUAUACCUAAUUCUCAG